Neohortaea acidophila is the source of this 1026-nucleotide messenger RNA. Its product is annotated as elongation of fatty acids protein 3. Gene Ontology annotation, cellular component: endoplasmic reticulum membrane. The transcript is spliced from 2 exons. Gene Ontology annotation, biological process: fatty acid elongation, monounsaturated fatty acid; fatty acid elongation, polyunsaturated fatty acid; sphingolipid biosynthetic process. The record is from RefSeq and is a predicted model, not a curated record. The coding region runs from base 1 to 1026 and encodes 341 amino acids. Gene Ontology annotation, molecular function: fatty acid elongase activity. Lineage: Eukaryota; Fungi; Ascomycota; Dothideomycetes; Mycosphaerellales; Teratosphaeriaceae.
AUGGACAACAUUACUGCCACGCAUUCUCUGUUCGUUUCUGAUUCCUUCCAACCCCUCACAAACAUCACCCGAGAUGUCGUCCCUCACGCUCCCCUCUGGGCAAGCUUCGACAAAGUGUCUUCGAGCCUCCUCCGCCUCAAUCCGUCGGAAUUCGAAUUCGUGCGUGGGCGAACGUCGUUGUCCACAUUCCAAGAGACUGCUGCAUUGCUCGUGGCCUACUAUGCAAUCGUUUUCGGUGGUCGAGAAGUGAUGCGGAAUCGCAAACCCUUUGAACUCAAUAAUGCUUUCAAGGUGCACAACUUCUCGCUGUCGAUCGCCAGUGGAAUCAUGCUGGCGUUGUUUAUGGAACAGCUUGUCCCAGCACUGCUACGAUUCGGCGUCUUCGACACUGUGUGCGGAUCACCUGGGUGGACGCAGCCGCUUGAGACACUGUACUAUAUGAACUACGUGACGAAAUACAUCGAGCUCCUCGACACGGUCUUCCUCGUGCUGCGAAAGAAGCCGCUCACGUUCCUGCACACCUACCACCACGGCGCAACGGCACUACUCUGCUACACACAACUCAUCGGCAAAACACCGGUGUCCUGGGUCCCCAUCACAGCCAACCUGCUCGUGCACGUCGUCAUGUACUGGUACUACUUCCAAGCCGCGCGGGGCAUCAAAGUCUGGUGGAAGCGGUACAUCACGCAGCUGCAGAUUGCGCAGUUCGUGCUGGACCUCGGAUUCAUCUACUUUGCCAGCUGGUCGUACUUUACCUCGACGUACUACCCCUCGCUGCCGCAUAUUGGGACGUGCAAGGGAGAGGAGUUUGCCGCGGUGUCCGGGUGCGUGAUCCUCACUUCGUACCUGGUGCUUUUCGUGCUCUUCUACCUGCGCACGUACAAGACUGUCAAGACGGAGAAGCGGGUUACGAAAGAGUGUGUGCGGGUGGAGAACAAGGUGGACGUCAAGGUCGUCGAGCAGGUGACCGAGACCAAGAAGCCCGUUUCGCUGGAGGAGAACGUCGAUGCCUCCUUGGCGCAAUAG